AUGUCUGAACUUAUUACCACCUAUCGUCCCACCAAAAUUCUCCUAGAACUUGACCCUGAUCUUCCUAAUUCAACCUAUCGAGGAAGAGUAAAAAUCGAUUAUGAGUUCACCGAUGAGACGUCGGAAAUCAAGAUUCAAGCUUCUCGCGAUUUUCAGUGGACCUCUGUGAGAUUGGCAACUUUUUAUGAACUCAACGAGGGGUAUCCAGUUUAUGCCAGUGUAGACAGUGAGGAUUACAAUCAUGACACUGAAUUGGAAAUCCUAACCAUCCCACUAGGAGCUUCUCUGAACCCGGAGAACACUCAAAAUGGGUUUUACAUUAAUCUGGAAUGGAACGGGCCCAUUGGUGGACCAGGAGCAUCUGAGGGGUUGUAUGCUGUGGACGAGAGUACAAUGGAGGCAAAUUUGAAAGAUGGGAAUGCGCAUAAGGUUUUCCCAUGUUAUGAAGGUGGAGUUUCAGCGAAGACCUGGUUAACAUUGAUUACUGACGAGCGGACUAGAGUGGAGACUAAUAUGGAUGACGCUGGGCAUGAAGAAUUCGAAGGAAAAGUCAAAAACAAUUUCAACAAAGCAGAAGACCUUACAAUCGAAGAUGUCUACAUCCGAAUCACCCCGAUAAUUGACAUGGAGUAA
Caenorhabditis briggsae is the source of this 633-nucleotide messenger RNA. The coding region runs from base 1 to 633 and encodes 210 amino acids. The transcript is spliced from 3 exons. The record is from RefSeq and is a predicted model, not a curated record. NCBI's taxonomy places the organism in Eukaryota, Metazoa, Nematoda, Chromadorea, Rhabditida, Rhabditidae.